ACGAAUCAUCAAACCCACCACGAAAAGUUACCAACUUUGCUAAUCACGACAAUCUGGGAUCCUCGUUAGGGUUCUUGUCUCUGCUCUCGAUCACGGAUCGUUAUCAUUCCCGCUACUUCCCCCAUCUUCGAUUCAUCAAACCCACAGCGUAAAGUUACCAACUUUGCUUGUCUCUGCUUCGAUCCCCCUUAGAUCCGUCUCAGAAAUGGCGGAUUCGAUUCCGUUUUAUCUCAACAUUGUGGCGUUUCUAUGCACUGUUGGAGCCAUUGCUCUUGCAAUAUUCCACAUCUAUAGGCAUCUCUUGAACUACACGGAGCCAACUUAUCAGAGAUAUAUCGUACGCAUUGUCUUCAUGGUCCCGGUUUAUGCCUUCAUGUCAUUCUUGUCUCUUGUCCUCCCUACAAGCUCCAUUUAUUUUGAUUCCAUACGAGAAGUUUAUGAAGCAUGGGUCAUUUACAACUUCCUCUCCCUGUGUUUGGCUUGGGUUGGAGGUCCAGGAGCAGUAGUGCUUAGCUUAAGCGGCCGCUCUCUACAACCAUCAUGGUGUCUCAUGACUUGUUGCUUUCCUCCCUUAACACUCGACGGGCGUUUUAUUCGAAGAUGCAAGCAAGGUUGUCUGCAAUUCGUAAUCCUGAAGCCUAUCCUAGUGGCUGUCACACUUGUGCUUUACGCAAAAGGGAAGUACAAGGAUGGGAACUUUAACCCUGACCAAGCGUAUCUCUAUCUUACCAUCAUCUACACCAUAUCCUACACAGUGGCUUUGUACGCGCUUGUGCUGUUUUACAUGGCGUGCAGAGAUCUGCUUCAGCCGUUCAAUCCGGUCCCGAAGUUUGUGAUCAUUAAGUCUGUGGUCUUUCUAACUUACUGGCAGGGUGUUCUAGUUUUUCUUGCUGCAAAAUCUGGAUUCAUAAAGACCGCAGAGGAAGCAGCUCAUUUUCAAAAUUUCAUAAUUUGCGUCGAGAUGCUUAUUGCUGCAGCAUGCCAUUUCUAUGCUUUCCCAUACAAGGAGUAUGCGGGUGCCAAUGUUGGUGGAUCUCGCAGCUUCUCAGGGAGCCUAACACAUGCUGUGAAACUAAACGACUUUUACCAUGACACUGUUCACCAGUUUGCUCCUACUUAUCAUGACUACGUGCUCUAUAAUCACAACGAGGGUGGUGAAGAGGGGACAAAGAAGUACAGGUCGAGAACAUUUGUGCCAACUGGGCAAGAGAUGGAUGCAAUGAGAAAGAACAAACCAGUUUAUGCAAACAAGAUAGACGGUGUUUCGGUUUCAAGUAGUCUAUCCUCAAAUGCAAGCUCACCUAAAAGCUCCAGCGUGACAUCUGAUCCUGUGCGCUCUGAAGCUGUGAAGUCUUCUUUGCUUGUUGACGCCUCGGAUUCUCUUGAUACAAUGUAUGAUAUGACGCUCAUUGACAUUGAUAUAUCUAGUUUCCCAAGCAAUGUCCCUUCAGCAAAUGAAAGUGGGCCCAGAUAGGAGCAGAAGAAAAAAAGAUGUAGCAAGCACCGUUUAAAGGUACAAAGACGUGCUCCUAAGAGUUGGAUUCGGAUGAAUCUUCUCAGGUGUGUUCUUAGUUGGAAGAUGUUAGUAGAAGACUUGAGGAUAAAUGAAAAGAGCUUCUAAACCAGUUUGCAUUUACUUCUUGUAGCUUUAUAUGAUGAGUCUUCUACUCGCAUUCUCUCUUGCAGCAUGUUUGAGAAUUGCUUAGCAGCCAGAAACGUUAUUCAUAUACGUGUAACUAGUUGGGUUGCAGAAUCUUUAGAAGUUUACAUUUUGUGUGUUCCAUGGCGUUUGAGAGCAUUGUAAGGCCUUGAAACUCUCUCUCAACGGCUAAGGUUAACCAACCACUGAUCAUAAUUUGA
Messenger RNA from Brassica oleracea var. oleracea, 1860 nucleotides. RefSeq names its product transmembrane protein 184A-like. Gene Ontology annotation, biological process: transport. Lineage: Eukaryota; Viridiplantae; Streptophyta; Magnoliopsida; Brassicales; Brassicaceae. Gene Ontology annotation, molecular function: transporter activity. The record is from RefSeq and is a predicted model, not a curated record.